AUGCCUGCCUUACUCUCAAGACCCAAAAAAACUAGUAAGAGAGGCGUUCAACUUACAUUGAUGAUCGUUGGGGCUUCUGGGACUGGUCGAACAACAUUUAUCAAUACGCUCGUAGGAAAGAAAGGCUGGCUCUCGCACGCUGACCCAAUUAAAGAAGGAGCUACAGGUUCGACAAAUCCGUCUCGUCGUGAACUACCCGAAGUUCAGGUUACUACAAAGUCCGUCGAGCUUAAGGAGGAUAAUGUUCAUAUCUCCCUUACUGUUUGCGAUACACCAGGGUUUGGUGAUAAUCUAGAUAACGAGUCGGCCUUUGGAAUCAUCAAUCAAUACCUGGAUGAUCAAUAUGAAUCAAUGCUUGACCAAGAAAUGCGAGUCAAACGAAACCCACAAUUCAUUGAUGAUCGUGUACAUGUGAUCCUAUACUUCAUCACACCUACAGGACAUGGCCUGAGAGAAAUUGAUAUCGAGUUCAUGAAAAGGAUUGCUCCUCAAGCAAAUGUGAUUCCGGUCAUAGGAAAGGCAGAUUGCUUGACUGUCUCGGAGCUGAAGGACUUCAAAAAGAGGGUCAUGGAAGAUAUUGAACACUAUGGAAUACCAGUGUUCAACUUCCCUUUUGAAGAAGAGUACGAUGAUGAGGAGGUGAUCGCUGAAAAUACAGAAUUAAGGAAAAAUUUGCAGGAGAUGUUACCAUUUGCCAUAGGUGCAUCGGAAGAGGAUGUUGAAUUCGAUGGGGAGAUCGUCCCAGGUAGAAAGUUCCCUUGGGGUACGUUCGUAGUAGAUGAGCAUUCUGAUUUUGCUACAUUACGAAGUGUCCUCUUUGGUACACAUCUCAAAGAACUACGGGACAUCACAAAAGAGGUCAUGUAUGAAAAAUAUAGGACAAAGGCGUUGAGUAAGAGAGUAUCUGAGCCUGACAAGGACCAAGAGGGAUCUGAGGAAGUUUCUAUGCAAUUCUUACAAUCAAAAGAAGAAGAAAUCAACAAAGAGAAAGAGAACGUGAUGGAAGUGGGAAUGAGAGUUCAAAGAGAAAUAGAGCAAAGAAAAUUAGAAAUUCAAGCAAAGGAAGAAAUGUUGAGAGAAUUAGAGAGAUCGCAAAAUUCGGGCUCCUAA
Melampsora larici-populina 98AG31 is the source of this 1110-nucleotide messenger RNA. RefSeq lists its product as uncharacterized. Gene Ontology annotation, biological process: cytoskeleton-dependent cytokinesis. Bases 1 to 1110 code for a protein of 369 amino acids. Lineage: Eukaryota; Fungi; Basidiomycota; Pucciniomycetes; Pucciniales; Melampsoraceae. Gene Ontology annotation, molecular function: GTP binding; GTPase activity; molecular adaptor activity. Gene Ontology annotation, cellular component: cell division site; septin ring; septin complex. The record is from RefSeq and is a predicted model, not a curated record. The transcript is spliced from 9 exons.